Messenger RNA from Tarenaya hassleriana, 1111 nucleotides. RefSeq names its product 14-3-3-like protein GF14 psi. NCBI's taxonomy places the organism in Eukaryota, Viridiplantae, Streptophyta, Magnoliopsida, Brassicales, Cleomaceae. The coding region runs from base 135 to 926 and encodes 263 amino acids. The record is from RefSeq and is a predicted model, not a curated record. The transcript has 5 exons. Gene Ontology annotation, cellular component: cytoplasm. Gene Ontology annotation, biological process: signal transduction.
UUUUUUUAUUUAUUUUAUAUAUCAGGAAAUCAGCAAUUUUUUUCAUCUCCCAAUUUCUUUGCAUUUCUCGAAGCCCUAGCAUUUGAAUCCGAUCUCCUGACAAAAAGGUUUUGCACUAAAGCUGUAUAUCCAAGAUGUCGACUGGGUCAUCACGGGAAGAGUUUGUUUACAUGGCAAAAUUGGCCGAACAGGCUGAACGUUACGAGGAAAUGGUUGAAUUCAUGGAGAAGGUUGCCAAGACUGUGGAUGUGGAGGAACUCACGGUCGAGGAGAGGAAUCUGCUCUCUGUUGCCUACAAGAACGUUAUUGGAGCCAGAAGGGCUUCAUGGAGGAUCAUCUCUUCUAUUGAGCAGAAGGAAGAGAGCAAAGGAAAUGAUGAUCAUGUUGCUAUCAUCAAGGAUUACAGGGGCAGGAUUGAAACUGAACUUAGCAAGAUCUGCGAAGGGAUUUUGAACCUUCUCGAUUCUCAUCUCAUUCCGGCUGCCUCUUCAGCUGAAUCUAAAGUCUUUUACCUUAAAAUGAAGGGUGACUACCACAGGUAUCUUGCCGAGUUUAAGGCUGGGGCUGAGAGAAAGGAAGCUGCUGAGAGCACUUUGUUGGCUUACAAGGCUGCUCAGGAUAUUGCUCUUGUUGAGUUAGCUCCCACUCACCCCAUCAGGCUGGGUCUUGCACUUAACUUCUCUGUUUUCUACUAUGAGAUCCUUAACUCGCCUGACCGUGCAUGCAACCUUGCCAAGCAGGCAUUCGAUGAAGCUAUCGCGGAGUUGGAUACACUUGGUGAGGAAUCAUACAAGGACAGUACCCUGAUUAUGCAGCUGCUCAGAGACAAUCUCACGCUCUGGACUUCCGACAUCACUGAUGAGGGUGAUGAGAUCAAGGAAUCAGCGAAGCCUGAAGGUGCAGAGGGUGAUGAACAAAAGCAGUAAAACAAAAGAAGAAGGGGAGCAGGUAAUGAUUAUGGGGUUACUAUUACUAUAGGACAAACACUUGAGACUUUUGUUAUGGUUAUAUCAGGCUCUUUCAUUGGUUUUGUUACAGAUAGUUUAUUCACAAACACGUGAACCUCCCCCAAUAUAAAUUUCUGCCUUUCAAAGAUCGACUACCGAAUUCA